AUGGAUUGCACUAAUUUUGAGAACAGUGUUGAGUACAGUGUCUCUAUAAGCCAGCACUCAACCUCUCGGCCGCUUACCGCUGAGCUAACCCGCACUAAAGUCCUCCGCAAAAAAAUCCAUCUCUUCAUGGACGAAAGAAAACCUUUAGUGUCUCUACCCGAUCAAAACAUCGAACAUCACACCAGCUUUAUUCCACUACUGAACGAACCCACUAACUCCACAAACAUUCAAACCGUCGUCGGCAGUAUCGUUCGUCAUUGUCCCAACGAAGCCACCAUUAUCUCCAGACCAAGCAAGAGCACUACUAAUUACUACUCACUAGACUACACCAGAAUAUCAGAUAUCAUGAGCAGCUUCGGCGUCACCAAAUACGGUUGCUCCACCAUCUUGCGCGAUAUCGACAAGGCUGUUAAAUCAUCACCAUCGAGAGGCAGAGGAAUGGUUGAAAUCAAGAUUUGGAGGAUCAGGACUGAGGUUUAUAAAUUCAACAGAGCUGCAGAGAGGUUGUUGCUCGAGAGCUACAAUCCACCGGGGUACAGGUCGGAUGUACCUAUAGUUUUGGAUUUGAUGAGGGAGGAGAAGCAAGAAUGCGUGAUUUGCAUGGAAAGUCAUUAUUCUUCGUACGGAUCAGUAGUGACUAAAUUGCCAUGUAACCAUGACUUUCAUGGAGUUUGCAUCUACGAGUGGUUGCAACUCAAUCGUCUGUGUCCCUUGUGUCGAUCGCCAAUUUCUAAAGGUGUUCAAUCCGGAUUUCAGUUCUGUUUUGGUUCGGUUGUUCAGUUUGUAAAAUUAUGA
Messenger RNA from Camelina sativa (false flax), 795 nucleotides. RefSeq lists its product as uncharacterized. Gene Ontology annotation, molecular function: ubiquitin protein ligase activity. NCBI's taxonomy places the organism in Eukaryota, Viridiplantae, Streptophyta, Magnoliopsida, Brassicales, Brassicaceae. Gene Ontology annotation, cellular component: nucleus. The record is from RefSeq and is a predicted model, not a curated record. Gene Ontology annotation, biological process: ubiquitin-dependent protein catabolic process.